AUGUUGCCAUUCUCUAACCACAGAAGUAAAAAAACUCUUCACCAUUUGGUUUCAACACUCUCAUGCAAACACUCCUCUUCUUUCUCCACACACACCAAUCUCCUCUCUUUAAUCUCCAACACCAAAUCUCUCUACCAAACCAAGCAAUCUCAUGCCUUUGCACUCCUCAAUGGUUUCCUUCCUCAAAGUAUCUCGCUUUGUGCCUCUCUCAUCCUCAAGUACGCCACUUUUCAUGACCCCACUACCUCUCUCUAUCUCUUUCAACAAACUCUUCCAUUCUCUCGCUCUGCUUUCUUGUGGAAUACACUUAUUCGCGCUUUGUCAGUGGCUGGCGUUAAUGAUGAUUUUAGAACAUAUAAUCAGAUGGUUAAAAUGGGUGUUAGGCUUGAUGAUCACACCUUUCCUUUUGUAAUCAAAGCUUGUGCCGAUAAUUUGAAUGCUCAAAAGGGCAGAGAGAUUCAUGGGGCUGUGUUUAAACUUGGAUUUGAUUCGGAUGUGUUUGUAGGGAACACACUGUUGUUGUUCUAUGGGAAUUGCGGGAGUUUGAAAGAUGUGAAGAGGGUGUUUGAUGAAAUGCGUGAAAGAGAUGUUGUGUCGUGGAAUACGGUCAUUGGGGUGUCUUCGAUUCAUGGGUUUUAUGCAGAGGCUAUUGAUUUAUUUUGUGAAAUGAAUUUGAGGUCUGGGUUUAGGCCAAAUAUGGUCAGUGUUGUGAGUGUUUUGCCAGUUUGUGCGGGACUUCAGGAUGACGUUAUGGGGAGGCAAAUUCAUUGUUAUGUUCUAAAGAUUGGCUUGGAUUCUCAUGUGACCGUAGGGAAUGCUAUAGUUGAUGUGUAUGGAAAAUGUGGGUACGUGAAAGAUUCGAGGCGUGUUUUUGAUGAAAUGGCAGUGAGAAAUGGGGUUUCUUGGAAUGCAAUUAUUACAAGUCUUGCUUAUCUCAAGCGUAAUCAAGAUGCGUUGGAGAUGUUUAGACUGAUGAUUGAUGAAGGAGUGGAACCAAAUUCUGUCACCAUUUCCAGUAUGUUGCCUGUCUUGGUUGAAUCAGAACAUAUUGACUUUGGAAAGGAAAUUCAUGGGUUUAGUCUAAGGUUUGGACUAGAAUCCGAUAUCUUUGUCGCCAAUGCUUUGAUUGAUAUGUAUUCAAAAUCAGGUCAUUCAUCUCAAGCGUCCAAUGUGUUUAACCAGAUAGGCGAAAAGAAUGUUAUUUCAUGGAAUGCCAUGGUAGCUAAUUUUGCUCAAAAUAGGCUUGAAUUAGCAGCAGUAGAUUUAGUGAGGCAAAUGCAAGCUGAUGGUGAAAUACCAAAUUCUGUCACCUUCACGAAUGUUCUUCCAGCAUGUGCACGAAUAGGAUUCCUUCGUCCUGGAAAAGAAAUCCAUGCAAGGGCAAUUCGCACAGGGUGCUCCGUUGAUCUUUUUGUGUCCAAUGCUCUGACAGAUAUGUAUGUAAAAUGUGGCUGUCUAAAUCUUGCUCGAAGUGUCUUUAAGAUCUCUCUUAGAGAUGAAGUAUCUUAUAACACUUUAAUUAUAGGCUAUUCUCAAACAACUGAUUGCUCAGAAUCUCUUAGUUUAUUCUUGGAAAUGAGGAUUAAGGGUAUGGAGCUUGAUGUAGUUUCCUAUAUGGGUGUUAUUUCAGCUUGUGCAAGUCUAGCUGCAUUGAAGCAAGGGAAAGAGGUUCAUGGAUUAGUAGUAAGAAAGCAUUUGCACACACACCUUUUUAUUGCCAAUUCACUUUUGGACUUCUAUAUCAAAUGUGGACAAAUUGGUUUUGCUGGAAAGGUCUUUGAUCGAAUUCCAAGCAAGGACGCCGCCUCUUGGAAUUCUAUGAUUUUAGGUUAUGGAAUGCUGAGUGAAAUGACGAUUGCUAUCAACCUUUUCGAAGCAAUGAAGGAAGAUGGGGUGGAAUAUGAUUCAGUCUCAUACAUUGCAGUCUUGUCAGCUUGCAGUCAUGGAGGGCUAGUUGAAGUGGGGAAGAAAUAUUUUGAGCAUAUGCAGGCUCAGAAUAUUAAGCCAAAGCAAAUGCACUAUGCUUGUAUGGUCGAUCUCCUUGGCCGGGCUGGACUUAUGGAGGAAGCAGUAAAACUUAUUAAAAGCUUACCUAUUGAACCAGAUGCCAAUGUAUGGGGUGCUUUGCUUGGGGCAUGCCGAAUACAUGGGAAUAUUGAGUUGGCUUGUUGGGCAGCUGAACAUUUAUUUAAGCUGAAACCCCACCAUUCCGGAUACUACUCAAUUCUUUCAAACAUGUAUGCAGAAGCUGGAAAAUGGGACGAGGCAAACCAGGUAAGGGAAUUGAUGAAAUCGAGGGGUGCAAAGAAAAAUCCUGGUUGCAGCUGGGUUCAGAUUGAUGACGAGGUUCAUGCUUUUGUGAAUGGAGAGAGAAUGGUGAAUGUUGAUUCAGGUCUUCGAUUUGCAGAUUACUAA
Molecule: messenger RNA, 2415 nt
Organism: Dovyalis caffra
Lineage: Eukaryota; Viridiplantae; Streptophyta; Magnoliopsida; Malpighiales; Salicaceae
Source: the annotation of a GenBank genome assembly